CCCUGCCAGCUCUAAGGAUGUAUCUCAUUCACUCUGGCUUGCACAGGUUGCGAGUGAGGGCAAGAGAGACACACAGAGAGAGAUAUUAACACAUCACCUCGAACGGUCAAACGAAAGUGAGAGAAAGACAGAAAGAGGGAGAGAAGAGAGGCAACAGAUAAAAGAGAGGAAGUAGAGUGAAAACAGAGAGGGAUAAAUGAAAUAAGAGAGAUAAAUGAAAAUAAGUUAAUCUGUUUUGUAUUUUAAGGGAGGCAGUGGUAGAGAGAGAGAGAGAUAGAGAGACAUCGAGAUCCAGCAGAACAGGAGAGCUCCAGGGAGACCAGCGGAGCCUUGUGCCCAGUGAGAGAACGACCCCUCUGGGACUCAGACACAGCCAUGGAUUCCUCCGCAUCGGCUGAGGUUGGGGACCAGUCCAAGGAAGUCAGGAAGAUCCACUUUGCUGUGCCCUCCUCGGCACCCACCCAACUGGACCCACGACAAGUCGAGAUGAUCCGUCGUCGGAGGCCGACCCCUGCGACACUCUUCAGGGUGGCAGACCAGGGUACACCAGAGGAUGAUCAGUCAACCCACCAGUGGGUUGUAGGGGAGAAUGGCGUGCUUAAACCCAAGCGGGUCAAUCCAAAUGUGUACCAGCCACCAUCACUAAAAGCCGUCCAGAAGAUGGCUGAAGCACACAUGCAGAACCUGGGUGUGUACCCUCCCUUGGAAGACCCGUUUGAGGGGGAAGAGUACGACGACUGCCCCUGUUAUGAGGAGAGGCAGGAGAGAUUCCCCGCCAAAGCAGCUGAACCUCAAGGGACCGGAACCAUAGACCAAUCAGAGGCACCAGAUGAGGAGGACGAGGAUGAAGAGCUGGAGGAAGACAUAGUGGAGGAAAAUACAGAAGAAAAAACUGAGGAGGAGGAGAAGAUGGAGGAGAAGACAGAAGUGAAGGUGGAGGAGACGGUGGAGGAGAAGGGAAAGAAAGUGCGCAAAAGUGUAAAGUUUUAAAACAACUUUGAGCAAGAACAACAAAGAGGGAGAUGGAUAGUUGCCGAUGUGUGAAUGACCAAGUGAGCGAAUGAGUGAAUUAACAAGUCAUUUUAAUAUAUGAGUUUGAAAGAGAGCUACUUAUUUAGUUAUCAAGAAUGGUCAUUCUAAAUUGAAUGAAUGACUGGAUGUGGGUAGGUGGAGUCGGCAAAUGUGAGUGUACAAGAAAGCUGUAUAUUAUUACUAUGGGGAGAGAGAAAGACAGGGAAAAGAGGGGUGAGUGAGAGAGGGAGGAGAGAGCAUGAGGGAGAGUUUUGGUGGUGGACAGAGAUGUGUCUAUAUGAAGAGGAGAGGAGUGAUCCCACUGGAGGUCAGAAUAUAGAUAUUUGGCCCAGACAUCUUUAUAGGAGGGUCUGACCAUGGUCUAUUCUUCUCUUCCAUGUCGAGUGAAAAAUUCCUUCACUUUGUACUUUCUUACUUAGCUCUAGUGUUAGAAAACAGUGGAAUAUUGGUAUCACGUGACAACUCAACACAGCAUUACACAGAAAUUGUUUCACUAAAAAGAGAACAGACACACACACACACACAUACACACACAAGCUCAUAUAUACACCUUUAGUGCUCAAACACACACAGCUGUAAUGAAAUGUUUAAUCCAUAAUUCAAAUAAGAUUAAAACAUUAGGUUGUUUUGUGCAUUGACAGAAAGGCCGCUGCCUCUUUGCUUUUUUCUUAUGUUGGCCUGCCACCCACACACAGACACACAGACCCUAACCCUUUCAAAAUCUUAAAAACCUGUUUUUGUGUGUCUGUAGCACAUUUCACUCUGGCUUAGUUUGUAAAUCUCUGCCACAUGAUCUUAGUCAUAGCUUGUUCUUGAAAGAAGCGAGCAGCUACUGCCAUCUUGUGGCAAUACAGAGAAGCUGCAAAUAACCUGAAUGCACAGGACAUGGGCACUGCAUACAUAUUUAUUAACGCAGGUGUAUAGUUAAACAGAUUCCAUAGGUGUAGCGUAUUUGGGGGAAAAAAUAUUUGUGACGUAUUUGAAUUUAUUUUUGAAUUCUUGCAUAGUCAACUGGUGUCCAUCAAAACUCUACCUCCCCUUUAGAACGUGGUGAAGUUACCUAAUUGCAAUUCAGUUGAAGUGUUAAUGGUGUAGCCUACUUUGGGUGUAUGAAGAUGCCAUAACUUUAAAGAGUGGCCAAAUUUUGAUUAUUAGUUUGAGGGAAGGGGGACCUUCAUUUUAUAUACACAAUCAGAUUCCAAUUGUUGUUUGUUUAAAUAAUUUCCUGUGUAAAGACAUUUUAAUCAACAUGGCUUUAUAUGGACUCUGUUGAGCACUUAACUGUCACAAUGUUUUGUAACCGUUCAGUCACGACUUGGAUAACUGGUUUUCAUAUUACAACUAAAACAAUACAACAAAAUACCAUA
Molecule: messenger RNA, 2399 nt
Organism: Esox lucius (northern pike)
Lineage: Eukaryota; Metazoa; Chordata; Actinopteri; Esociformes; Esocidae
Gene: ppp1r1b
Product: protein phosphatase 1, regulatory (inhibitor) subunit 1B
Exons: 5
Coding region: 376-990 (204 amino acids)
Biological process (GO): intracellular signal transduction
Cellular component (GO): cytoplasm
Molecular function (GO): protein phosphatase inhibitor activity
Source: RefSeq, a predicted model, not a curated record